Agrilus planipennis (emerald ash borer) is the source of this 1273-nucleotide messenger RNA. RefSeq lists its product as uncharacterized. The coding region runs from base 645 to 1157 and encodes 170 amino acids. Gene Ontology annotation, biological process: positive regulation of voltage-gated potassium channel activity; sleep; regulation of synaptic transmission, cholinergic. Lineage: Eukaryota; Metazoa; Arthropoda; Insecta; Coleoptera; Buprestidae. The transcript has 5 exons. The record is from RefSeq and is a predicted model, not a curated record.
AGAACAAAGAAUUCAUUUUUAACUACUUAAUAAAUAAUAUGAUUUUUUUUUCUUUUUUAAUAAUUAAUAUUUUUUUUUUCUAUUUCCCUCUGAUUAACGAUAAUCCCUGUUGAGUCAGUUUUGCUUAUGUCAUGUGUUUUACGUGGCUAGUUUAUUAAGUAGUGUUAUUGCAAAUAAAGCUACUUAUUGCUAAGUAGGUAAGUGCGGUGCGGUGACCGCAGUUCGGUCAAAUACUUUCAAUUAAGUGCGCAUUUUAAGAAUUUAAUAAGCCACAACACAAUAGUCAGAUAACAACCGUUUAUUUACGACAUUAGUCUAACAACUUUUUGGAAUUGUUUGUUAUAUGUCUUUUAAUAAGCAAAAAACUGUCUUCCUGUUAAAACACAUGGCAACUGGGGAAAGAACAAAACUUCGUUCUUAUUUAUAAGUAUUAAGGAUGAUGAAAAUAAUAAAUAAUAAUGAAACGAGUACGACGUUGUUUUGUGCAAAGAAAUGCGGUGAAAUAAAAGAUAACGAUUAAUUACUGCAUAUCAAAUCGUGGCUUGUAACAAGUGAUAAAAAUUGAGAUUUACUAACGAAUUCUCAACUAAUACAUCGUGCUAGUGACUCAUAUUAACGUUGUGUAUAAUAAGAGAGCUCAUUUUAUGUUAAAUAAAAUGAACUCUUUAAAUUUAUUAUCAUCUGCAGCUGUGAUUACAUUUGUGAUAUUUACAAGUAUUAUCGAAACUUCUGAAGCAAUAAAAUGUUACAAGUGCACAAUUCUGCCUCCCCCAAUUUAUAGCAACGAAACUUCUCGCUUGUGCGCUUUUUUUGAUUAUACCGAUAAAUAUAUAGUUGAUUGUCCAUAUUCGACUUUUUGUAUAAAAAGAAUAUUUACAGUUUAUCUAUCUGAUGCGAUAAACGGUACCCUUAGAGGUUGUGCCCCUCAAAGAAACGAUUAUCAGGUAUACAAAAAUAAUAAAUGGCAAAUGCAAGUUAAUGUUGAAGAACCAUAUGAAGAAGGAUGUACAAAUGUUGAUGAUAAAGGUCAAAGGAUAUCAAAACCUACUCACUGUUAUUGCAGAGGUGACCUAUGUAAUGGCAAUGCAUCAUUUACAAAUAUUAACUUUGCAUUAAAUUCUAUAUUAACUGUGAUUAUUUGUUUGUUGUCUUUGUAAAUUAAUAUGAUAUGUAUGUUUAAAGUCUACUUAGUAAUAUUGUAUUUUAAUGUUAUAAUGACAAAUUAAUUAUGCAUGACAAUUAAAUAUAAUGAUAGAUCUGAAGAAAAAUGUUA